UGUUCUGCAAGGGGCAGAUCCCAGGAGCUAAAUCCCACUAAUCCAAAGGCAGAGCCUUUAGAUGCCAUCCCUACAAUUACUGAGUUAGAUAUGAAUAAGUCCUUGCACUGAAGCAGUUCGGAGUGAGGCAGCCUUGGAGUUCUGCAAGACCUUCACCAACGUCCAAAGAUCUUGGGGUGAUGUGCCCCAAGUCAUGAAACCCUGGAGGAGAAGGAUGUUCCUCACCAAAGGGGGCACAGGAAGAUUUUGACACUGCAGGGGGGACGCAGAGCACCACCUGGGGUGUCCUGUGAAAAUCCCAGCCUGAAGGAGGUGGGCACUUGCACGGAGACCCACCAUGCAUCGCCUCUCCCUGGGGCAGGACCCAUGUCCCAGGAGAUCCAUCACCACUGGUGAGAUGCCGCUCUGCUGGUGGGUGGCUUUUCCUGGAGGGCUCUCUCCGUAGAGGACUUGCGGGUGUAUUUAUAGCACACUCAGCCUCAGUGGAUGAAGAUUCGGGAUAAAAAUACUUCUCUGGUAAUGAACAGGUAAGCUGGUAAGGGGGCUGCUGCUUUUAGAGCACAAUCCUGUUUGGAUCAGCAAAUUUUCUUAGCCAUGGGAUGAUGCUAUUGAUGGUGGAGGAGCUGCUGUGGGUUUGGGAUUUCUGUGCCUGGCUGUGAGGGAUGAGUCCUUUACUCCCCAAACCAUAUAGCUCUUAGUCUUUAAUAACAAAUAUCUUACUCCAAGCUUGAACACAAAGCUUCUGCCAUGGCAGUUGUUUAACAGUCCUUAGCUAAAUUCCAGUCAUAAUCCUGCUUUUCCCUUGUUUUGUGACUGCCUGUUUUUCCACCUAUCCUUCUGCCACGUUUAAAAGACACUGGCAAAUGAGAUAAGUUAGACCUUGAAAAACCUCUUCAGAAAGUUUAAAAUCAUAUGCACUUACAUAUACAACCCUAAGUACCUGCAUAUAUGGGCCAGUACCUGUUUGUGUGUCUGUGUUUGUGUGUAUAUGGGCUCUGGUUCAUUUUCACAACUCACUGAGGUUUUGGGAGUGGCAAAAGUUGCUGGCUCAGUGCAUUUUACCUUUUUGUGCUCUUAUUUAUGUGUUUUUUCUGUGCGGUUUGGGAUUUAUCUUCCGAAGAACUGAAAAAUUACUGUAUGCAUAGCUUGCAUUUAUUGCUGCAAGCAGUCACUCUUCGCUGGCUUGUUUCAAAAUAGAUUGCAAAACUUUCUAAAAUGUUAAUAUAUUUGUGCAUUUUAGGACUACAGGGAGUUUAACUGGCAAUGGGUAGGGUUGUCUGUGUGGUACAAUGGCUUUUGUGGUGCACACCCAUGGGGCUAUGCAGGUUUUUGGCACCCCAUACACUUGCACCUUGCGAGCUGUUGUAUAAUUUGGGCUGAUUCAGCUCUACCUACAUGCACCAAGCAAAUACGUAUACAGGAAGGCAAAUGUAAUCUGCUUUUCUUCCAGCAGCUAGUAAUGCACUGCCUGGCUUCCUGAAGAGCUCAGCUUCGGUCUCCCUGCCUGUAAAACAAUGUCAUUGCUCCUACCGUGUCCUAACAGCUUGCUCUGGGUGCUGUUGAGGCACAUUAAGUUGCAGCCGUUCAACACUGGAAAUUCCUUCAAGACGUUUUUCCACGCUCUCUGGUGGCUGCUGUUGGGAAUAAUCACACUUUCCCCUCCAGUGCAUUGUUCCAUUUUUAAAAUUGGACUGCUCGGACCCUGGGACUGUGAUCCCUUCUUCUCCAAAGCCUUUCCCCAUGCAGCUGCCAGGUUAGCGGUGGAACGAAUAAGCAAAGAUCCUUCGCUAGACCUUGGCCAGAGACUGGAUUAUGUGGUCCUGCAAGAAGACUGUGAGACAUCAAGAGCUCUGGUUAGAUUCAUUGACUUUGGAAAAUUUUCCUCAGCUUUCGUAGGUCCUCUGAACCCUGGCUUCUGUGAGGUGGCUACGCUUUUAGGGGAAAACUGGAAUAAAACCAUCUUCUCAUGGACGUGCAUCAAUUAUAAACUGGACUCCACCACCCAUCACCCUGCAUUUGCCAGGACCCUGCCCUCUCCAACCCAAGUUUUGUUUACAAUAAUGAAAUAUUUUAAUUGGGCUCACGUUGGCAUCAUUGCUUCCAACCAGGAUGUUUGGAUGGACACAGCCCACAAGUUAGCGAGUGCACUCAGGAACGAGGGGCUUCCUGUAGGCAUUGUUACAGCCAUGGGUAAAGGAGAAAAAGGCAUUGAAGACACUUGGAACAAGAUCAAAAAAGUUGGUGGCAUUAAAAUUAUACUUCUGUGCAUGCAUUCUGUGCUCAUUGGAGGGGAGGAACAGGCCACCUUACUCACAAAAGCUCAGGAAAUGGGACUAACGGAUGGAAGAUACGUCCUCAUUCCAUAUGACACUUUACUUUACAGUCUUCCUUACCAAAACAACUCAUUCUAUGCCCUCGACAAUGACACCAAGCUCCAGGAAGCAUAUGAUGCUGUGCUGACUAUUACACUGGAGUCUGGGAACAGGACUUUUUACGAUGCAUUCAGGGAAGCUAAAGAAAAUGGUGAAAUAGCCAGGGAGCUGGAAGCUACACAGGUUUCUCCACUCUUUGGGACAAUCUACGAUGCCAUUUACUUCAUGGCAAUGGCCAUAAACAGUGCUCGGAAAAAAGGAGCCUGGGUCUCAGGAGUUAAUAUAACAGAACACACGAAAAAUGUUAGUUUCCCUGGAUUUAGCCAGUGGGUAGAGACAGACAGCUGUGGGAAGUGGCUGAGCAACUACGUGGUACUGGACACAGAUGGUCAUGGGAGUCAGCUCUUCCCAACCCACUUGCUGGACAUGUCUUUAGACGAUGUCAGAUCCCUCGGCCAGGACAUCCAUUUUCCCAGUGGAGCCCCUCCCAAGGCAGACUGCAGCUGUUGGUUCGAUCCAGACGUUCUCUGCACUGGAGGAAUUGAGCCUACAAUCAUGAUUUUGGGAGCAAUGCUGGUAUUUGCCCUGGUGCUUUGUGCUGUGGGCCUAGCUUAUCUUAUCAGGCAUAGCAUCCUGAACAGCCAGUUAUUCAGGGGGCCUAACAAGAUAAUACUGACCCUGGAUGACCUUAUCUUCAUCAACCCAGAGCUACAUAAAAAGAGGCUGACCUUGGACAGUCUGACUGAUGCAAACAGCGUAGCAGCAGAGACCAGAAGCCAGAAAUCCCCAACCCGCUCCUUUUCCUUGAAAAGCGCAGCUGCCACCCACGAAACCUCCAACGUGGCUUUGUAUGAGGGUGACUGGGUGUGGCUGAAAAAAUUUGAGACGGGAGCAAUUCACCAUCUGCGGCAAAGCUCCACCAGCAUCUUGAGGAAGAUGAAAGAUUUGCGUCACGAAAAUGUGAAUCUGUUCCUGGGCUUUUUCUCUGACUGUGGCAUCUUUGCCAUAGUGACAGAGUACUGCUCCCGAGGAAGCCUGGAAGACCUACUGAGAAAUGAAGACAUGAAACUGGAUUGGAUGUUCAAGUCCUCCCUCCUGAUGGAUCUAAUUAAAGGAAUUAGGUAUUUGCACCACCGAGAUUUUGCCCAUGGACGUCUGAAGUCUCGUAACUGUGUUGUGGAUGGACGGUUUGUGCUGAAGAUCACCGACUAUGGUUAUAACGAGCUCUUAGAAGCACAGAAAUGCCCUUACAUUCAGCCACCCCCUGAAGAAUUGCUCUGGACAGCACCUGAGUUGCUGAGGGACCCGGACAUGCGCAGAAAAGGCACAUUCAAAGGAGACAUUUACAGCUUUGCGAUUAUCCUACAAGAAGUGGUUGUUCGGGGCCCACCAUACUGCACGUCAGACCUCUCAGCUGAAGAAAUUAUAAAGAAGGUGAAGAAACCCCCUCCCUUGUGCCGCCCAAACAUAGCCCCUGAGAUGGCCCCCCUGGAGUGUAUCCAGGUAAUGAAGCAAUGCUGGGGUGAAGCCCCCGAGCGACGUCCCACCUUCGAGGAGGUAUUUCACAAGUUCAAAACCAUCAACAAAGGCAAAAAGACCAACAUCAUUGAUUCAAUGCUCAGAAUGCUUGAGCAGUAUUCAAGCAACCUGGAAGAUUUAAUCAGGGAACGGACAGAAGAGCUAGAGAUUGAAAAACAGAAGACAGAGAAACUCCUAUCACAAAUGCUUCCUCCAUCAGUGGCAGAAGCCCUCAAGACUGGUGGCACUGUGGAACCUGAGUAUUUUGACCAGGUCACCAUCUACUUCAGUGACAUCGUGGGCUUCACAACCAUUUCAGCCCUCAGUGAACCUAUCGAAGUGGUUGACCUCCUAAAUGACCUUUACACUCUGUUUGAUGCUGUUAUUGGAAAUCAUGAUGUUUACAAGGUAGAGACAAUUGGUGAUGCCUACAUGGUUGCCUCAGGGCUCCCAAAACGGAAUGGAAACAAGCAUGCGGCUGAGAUAGCCAACAUGUCCUUGGACAUCCUCAGCUCAGUGGGAACGUUCAAGAUGAGACACAUGCCGGACAUCCCCCUCAGGAUACGAAUCGGGCUGCACACAGGGCCUUGUGUGGCGGGCGUUGUAGGUCUGACCAUGCCACGGUACUGCCUCUUUGGAGACACAGUGAACACAGCAUCACGAAUGGAGUCCACAGGCCUGCCUUACAGAAUUCAUGUCAGCCAAAGUACAGUGGAUACACUUCGGGCUCUAAAUGAAGGCUAUGAAAUCGUACCUAGGGGAAAAACAGAACUGAAGGGUAAAGGAGUAGAAGACACAUAUUGGCUAGUUGGGAAAAAAGGAUUUCUGAAGCCCUUACCUAAACCUCCCGAAAUAAAGCCAGGCCACAACUGGUCAGGCAUGCUGACCAGGAAACUCAAAUUUGUCCUGAGGAACACGAAGAGGACACUGACAAAAGCAACCUUUAAAGAACUGGGGAGCAUGAAGGAGACUGAAAUGAGUAUUGAAGAGGAAGAAAUCUAAGAAGAGCACAGCAAAGAACUAGUAAGACCAGGAUGAACAGCAUGAAGUCAACCCCAGCAGGGAAGUCCACACCCUCCAUUUAAUUCCCUCCCAGCCAAAAGCAGUAUAAUUGCUGAAGCCUCUUAGCUCUUGCAGGGGGAGAGCCUGAGCAGGCAGAUGAAUCCCAAUCAUCUUUUCUCAUUGAAAAUGGGCACUGAAUCAGAGCUUUUUUUCAUCACGUUUCCAUGCGUGCUCUUUUGACUGGGGUCCAUUGGAAGGAAGGUGAUGGUGCUUUUCUUCCUUCAUCAGCACCUCAGUCACAAGGAUGGGCCCAAGACAUAUUUUAGCUAGGUCAGCGUGGCAGCACAAAUCCAUCCAGCUGCACUUGGGUCUGUAAUAGAACAAUAAUGCCAAGUGUUAACUCAUUAACCAUUUUGCAAUAGAUAGGUAUGUUGUUAUAAGAAAUGCUGGUUAA
Molecule: messenger RNA, 5346 nt
Organism: Oxyura jamaicensis (ruddy duck)
Lineage: Eukaryota; Metazoa; Chordata; Aves; Anseriformes; Anatidae
Gene: GUCY2F
Product: guanylate cyclase 2F, retinal
Exons: 18
Coding region: 1515-4892 (1125 amino acids)
Biological process (GO): receptor guanylyl cyclase signaling pathway; intracellular signal transduction; cGMP biosynthetic process
Molecular function (GO): protein kinase activity; guanylate cyclase activity; ATP binding
Source: RefSeq, a predicted model, not a curated record